CUAGUUUAAUGAUUGUCCUUUCAACAAAUCGCUCAGGGUAGCGUCCAUAUCUAAAGACGCUUUAUCACGCAUCAGAAAAAUGAAAUCUUAUCGAACUAUCCACUCUGUUUUACACGCUGACUAAUCGUCCAAUACAUUUGAUUCGUGUUGCAACCAUCAGUUUCAUAUCUUGUGUGUCCAUCCAAACGUGGUUAUAAUAAUCUAUACUCUAUAAGUCUAUAGUAAUCAACACCUCUAAAGUUUACUUAAAAUUUGUAAGAUAAGAAAUAAAUUUCGUACCGCAUCUAAAAUAAAACAUAUUCUUCCAUUAAAACAUCUGUUUACGUACAUACGCAAUUGAUUUCAUUAUAGAAAUAACGUUGUCUUUCCUUGUGAAUAAACAGAGGAAUUAACUUCAGAGUUAUUUGGCAGAUUCCAUGAUGGACAUUUAAAUACUGUAAGAAAUACUUAUAAGCAACAAAGAAUGAAAUGGUGAAAAUAAUUCAUUUGAUCUCAAAAAAUGGCAAGCGACACACAGUCAAUUUGUAAAAAGAAGUCUACUCGUUUUCUACAAGUUCCUUUGAAAUCAACAGAACAGAUUUAUUUUGUGUUCUUGAUCCCAACAUUGAUUGCUUGUUUUGCAUAUAUAAUCCAUUUCUCUGCUGACCUGGUAGUCGCCAUACAACAUUUUAGAGAAAAUAAUCCAGUAUGGGGAUAUUGUACUAUCGGUUUCAUGUAUUCGCCAGCAGUCAUGUACUUUAUACUGACAGUUUCGAGGCCAGAUUGGUGGAUGACAGAUGAUGAUAAAUUGGCAAAAGGGGUCUUUGUUUGGUUCUGUCUUCAAUUGUGUCAGUUGAUCGGAUUUGUCUUCUUUUCGCUAUAUAGAUAUGCAGGUCUCAUUGUGUUAUCUGUGGAUGCUAUUAUAUUAUCCGGCAAGGAGAGAACUAAGACUCUAGACAUAGCAGCUGCACCAGCAGCCAUAGAACUAUACCUUUUUUUACAAGCUUGGUUCCAGGCAGUUCCACAAGCUAUCUUCCAAACGCAUCUACUCUUCCGUGAAUCAUCAUUUCAUCAGAGUCACCAGUCCGUUGUUAUUAAAGUGCUUUCCAUUCUUAUGUCCAUUGUGAUUGUAGCUAUUCAAACUACCUCCUUUCAAAGGUUUGAAAGUCAACGCGUUAAUGGUAGAAAACUGCCAUGGGCAAUGUGGUUAAAAAAAUAUUGUGUUCAGGAACUCUGUGAUCUUGAAGAAAAAACUCCCCUAAAGUUAUCUGAUAUAAAGGAGGAAGACACUGUUCAUGCAAAUAAUAUUACAGAGGAAUCUAAAGAAUGUAAUAAAUCUACGAAAGAAGAUGAAGACAAAGAACAAGCUGAUUCUCAUGCCUCUUUAGAUCGUCAAAUAUCUCUAACUCCUCCGUUACCGCCAAAAAAUGUGCAAAUCAUACCACCCCCUACACCUUUACGAGGAAUUACCACAGUCACACCUUUACCUGUUCCUGAUCUACCAGCUCCACCAAGACCAGAUUCAAUAUGUACAAUAACAGAAACCGAAUCUGAAAAUGUACUUACUAAAUCUGAGGCAGAAACAGACAAAGGAUCAGAUAUCUCACACAACUUAAAAGUUCCACAACGAAGGUAUACAAAAAAGGGUUUAGAAGAAGAUGAUCCUAUAGGGAAAUUCUUAUGUUUCUUAUGGUGGUUUUGUUUUAUUCUAGCACGUAUACUAGCUAUUACUGUGUUCUAUGAAUUUUAUCCAGUUUAUUUAGCUAUUGUAAUGACUAUACACUACGGUAUUAUGUUGUUAUACCUCUUCUACUAUACAAAAUAUUAUGACGCCAUUAGUUUCUUUGUUAACUUAUGGUUGGGAUUAAUUUAUAUAGUUUGUUUGAUCGAGUACAGAAUUAAAUUUAAAUAUGCAGAUAAAUGGUUGUUACCAUACUAUGUCUUCGUAAUACUACAAAAUACGCUUCUAACAUUAGUAUGGUACUUCUAUGCAGACGGGAAUGGAUUUUGGUAUUCUUAUAUAUUUUAUGUAAUAUUUUCAAGUAUGGCGCUAUGUAUUUCAUCAACGGUAGUUUAUUGCGUUCUACUUAAGCCAAAGAAACGUAGAAUAUAUACCAGUUGACAAACGAUUAAUAUUAUUUCGUGGUAGAAGAUACAUUGAAAUGUGAUUUUAAAAAUGCUUUAAUCUCUUCUUAGAUUGCAUUAACGUUUUUCGUAUUUACGUGAGCUUCGUUCACAGUUUAAUUUUCUAUGCGAAGAUGCAUUAAAAGAUUGUUUUGUAACGUGAUCGUAAAAUAGUUAAUAUAAUUACAAUUACUAUAUAAUUUUUGUAAUGUAGAAUUAGGUAUAUUAAGGACUGAUAUCGACUACUAGAUAAUAUGUUAAAAAUGUAUUUAUCGUACAGUACUAUAAAUUACAGGUAGCUAUA
This is a messenger RNA of Megalopta genalis, 2407 nucleotides long. RefSeq lists its product as uncharacterized. The record is from RefSeq and is a predicted model, not a curated record. Gene Ontology annotation, cellular component: plasma membrane. Gene Ontology annotation, biological process: phosphatidylserine exposure on apoptotic cell surface; engulfment of apoptotic cell; apoptotic process involved in development. NCBI's taxonomy places the organism in Eukaryota, Metazoa, Arthropoda, Insecta, Hymenoptera, Halictidae.